CUUCCGGCGGAAGUAAACCAGAAGGCGCUAGCAGCGUUAGCUCCCAGGAUUCAUUUGAAUAUCUUUGGUUAGAAGAUGGUUUUUACUGCGUGAGCUGAAAAUGUCAGUGUCUGCAUAAACAAUACCUUCUUUUCAUCAUGAGAGAAAAUUCAUCAGAGUCCAACUGAAAUAUUGAAGAACAUUAAUUUGAAUGGAAAUGCCUGAUUUCAUGUGAAACGUCUGAGUGUCCUGAUGUCAUCAUUCGGAGGAGGAAAUCGAUCAUCAGCUCAGACUGUCGGAUGUUGGCUGGAAAACCCAAAUUAUUUCGGAACCUCCCGUUUUCUUUGUGUAAAACAAAAACGCAGAGCUGGGCUGCAGCACCAGAAGAAUCGGUGUUUGUGACCUUUGACCCUCCGGGUUUCCUGACGUCACUGUGGCUGUAAAAUCAGACCGUGGCUGGACGACGUGUAAACAUGGAGGACUGACAAAAGAUUCGUGUUUCAGGGGGUUUGUCGGCUUUAAUAAACACGAUUCUAGCUGAGAAAACUUUGAACAGAUUCAGAUGUGGAUUCUGAAGUGUUUUCAUCUGGUCUGAAUGGGUUUUCUACCUAACAUCAGUCUGUUUAGUCACCCAAACAACACGAUCCUUGCCUGGGUUUCUGAUGACAUUUGCAGCAAUACCCAGAAGCUCCUGAGACCUAAAAUGUUUAAUUGAGAGAUAUCUUGCCUAGGUUUGCAAUAUUGUUUUUAAAAGCUAUUUUAUAUGUUACAGUCGAGGACAUUAGUAAAAUAUUAAUCCUUAAAAGUUUUUCCAGAUUAUAUUAAAUGAGCUUUAAACAUUUGCCAUUAACGUUCUACUGUUCUUCACUCAGGUCUUGCACAGCAACAUGUCUGUUACUACUUCAGAUGUUCUGGUUGAUGAUCAGAGACGGAUAAAAGAGGAGCAGGAGGAACCAGAACCGGAGCAGGUGACUGAGAAAAAAGAGGAACCAGAACCGCAGCCAAUCAAAGUAGAACAAAUUCAACUGUUGAUCUUUCAGGAUGAAGAGCAGCUUUUAGUGAAACAGGAGAGCAGCGCCUCAAUGGUGACUGCUGCUGAGGAGGAAAUAUUCCACAAUGACCCGGAACUGGAGCAGAGGAUGGAGACGAAGCAGGAACCAGAACCUGUAGAGGUUAAAAAGGAACCAGAAGAAUCAGAACCUGUGAAGACUCGAGAGGAAGAGGAGGAUCUCCACAGAGAUAAGGAUGAAGAUCAUCUUACAGUGAAGCAGGAGCCUGAAAUCAUUAUGGUUUCUCCAACAGACAGGAACCAGCUCCUCUCUGGAAUCCAGGCUGAAGGUGAGAACCAAAGAAGCAACCAGAACGACUCAGGAUCCAGUAGAGGUAAAGAUGUGCAGCCAGAGCAGAAACCUCACGACUCCAGAAAUCAGAUGGACAAUGAGGACAAUUCAGAACUAGAAAGGCAAAAAUCUGAUUUGCCCCUGUGUAGCGUGUGUGGUAAACAUUUCACUAAGCCUUACUACUUAACUGCUCACCUUAGAACUCACACGGGGGAGAAGCCACAUCCUUGUGACAUGUGUGAUAAAUCUUUUAGCACAAGAAGUAAUUUAAUACGUCACCUCAGAACACACACUGGUGAAAAACCAUUUCCAUGUGACAUGUGUGAUAGAUCUUUUAGCACGAGAAGUAUUUUAACUUGUCACCAAAGAACUCACACAGAUGAAAGACCAUUUCAUUGUGAGUUGUGUGAUAAACUUUUCAGACGCAACAGUCAUUUAGCUGAUCACCUUAAAACUCACACAGGUGAGAAGCCACAUCCUUGCAAACUGUGCGGUAAAUCGUUCAUACAGAAAGUUAAUUUGGCUGAUCACCUGAGAACUCACAGAGCCGAGAAACUGUUUAGCUGUGAAUGCUGUAAUAAAAGUUUUGUACAGCAUCGUGCUCUGAUCUGCCAUAUGAGAAUUCAUACAGGUGAGAAACCGUAUUCUUGUGAACUAUGUGAUAAAUCUUUCAGAUUGAGAAAAAGUCUAGUUUGUCACCUUAAAACUCACACAGGUGAGACUGGCAGAAAAUCAUAGCUGCUGCUAAAAGUUUAAAUGUCUGCUAGCUCCACCAGAGGACAUGUCAUGUAGAACCAGUAAAUCCAGAAAGCAUCAUCCCCAUCACUGGUCUGUUUACUUGUGAAGGAAUUGGCUGUGAUGUAAUAAUGUGAGGAAUCGUGAGCAAAUGGUGGAGACAGACUGAAGAUAACUCUUAGAGCAGAAACUCAGAACUAGUACUAAUAAACUUUGCUGACUACACUUAAUAUCAGAAAAUAUGAAGAAAAUGUACAAAAACUAAUCAGGACUGCUGCUGAAUGUAUUUUCUGCAAUCAUAUUAAUGUUUACUCUGAUAUCUAUAUAUGUAUAAUCUUUGAUUCUUAUCUGCAGUUUCAUUCAUUUUGGAGUAAUAUCUGGUCCCAAAGCCUUAAAACAACCUGGUGUAACUUGUUACUCCUCUUCUUUCCUAACUUUUCACCGAAGCUAGAAAAGAAUAACUCAUCAACCCAGUUCUAAAAUCCCUGUAGUGCAGAGAACAGACUUUAACAUGGCUUAGCACCAAAAUGACCCGUCGUCGUAUCAACCGUCCAUACCGCUCAGGUUUUCUGGGUCAAAUUCGCAGAACCAAACAUGGAGCAACAGCAUUCAGUUUUUAUGCUCCACUAAUCUGGAACAAACUUCCAGAAAACUGUCAAACUGCUGAGAAACUGAGUUCCUUUAAAUCAAAUGUAAAAGAUUAGAUUUGCCUUUGAUUUAUAACUGGAACAUAAAUAGAUUUUAUUUCAGGAUUUUACACUACAUGUUUGAUCAUUUUGAUAUUUGAGAAAAUGUAGCGAUUGUUGCUUGUUUGUCAUGAACUCGUAAUAGUCGAACCUCUGUGCCAUGUUUGCCGUGUUUACUGAACUGUUUGAACCACAUAUAUGAGAAAACACUGAGGUAUACUGCAGUGGGCGGAGUUUCACAGGAGCUCGGCUCAGUGGGUCUGCAUGAAAACAAACAUCUGAAAACCAUUUCAACAGGCGUCAACAAUCUGCCUUCUGCAGAAAUCUGGGUCAUAAAAACUUCUGUCUCCCCAAAGCCUCUGCUUGGAAUCCCCCAGUUUCAAUGUUGUUUAAAGACAGGGUAGGUUCAAUAUUCUGCUCUGCAGAAUUGGGCUGUACUGACCCUUGCAAAGCAUUACUUAAUAAAUAAGAACGCAUAAUUUUAGAGAAGCUUUUAAUGGUUGACUUAAACCCAAAGUUAGCAAUGCAACAUCCUGGGACUCCAUAAGAGUCACUAAACAUUAUUUGGCUCAGAAUCAAGAGCAAGUUGCAAAAUGGAGGAUGACUAUUAAUGGGUUCUGUCUGGGAAUCCUAGUUGGAUAGGAGAGAUGUAGGUCGUCAGAACCCAGAACUUUUUAUCCUGUGAGUACUGAUCAGGGUAAGACCAGCAAGGUCUGGAUCUCAGCACUCAUUGUGUUGCCUCUGAGUGUGGAGUCGUUUGGUGAGUGCCUUACAGUAUUUAUAUACUCAUGAAUCAGUUAAAAAUCUUUAGUAUGUCUGUAUUUAUGUAUGUAACAGGGAAGGUUUUAUGUCUGGUGGACAAAGAGUCAUGACCUUGGUGCCACCAAUGGUAAAAGCUGCACUGCAAAACCUAAUGUGUUUGUGUUAGCAUUUGCAUUUUUAUUAUUUCGUAAAUGUUAAACUAAUCUAAUCCCUUUUCAUUUUGUAGUCAUGGGUCGUUAGUGCUAGCCAACAGUUAAGCCAGUGAAAAUGUUAAAACAACCUGAAUUGGCCAGUUUGAGUCACCACUGGUUCAGCUCUUCACUGGUUCAGGUUUUACCUUUCUGAUCGACGUUUCUGUGUGAUGAUGGAUCAUUUUACCUCAGCCCUCCUCGGGGUGUACCCCAGGGCUGUAUUCUUGGUUCUCUUUUCUUCUCACUUUAUGUUCUGCCACUGGGUUCUAGUGGCCCAGCAGUAUCUCCACCUUUGAUUUUUUUUUCCUUUGGCCCCUUUAAAAAACAUCCACUGUCACAAAUUCUGGGGUGAAAUUGGAAACCUGCCAAAUCAAGCCCCUUCGUUCCACUUGGAGACAGUAAUCCACACUUUUAUUACUUCAUGUCUGGAUUAUUGUAACUCUCUUUUGAUCAGCGUUAGUUUUGUUUGUGUUUAAGUCUUUGAAUGGUCUUUGCCCUUGUCAUUUGCCUUAACUACUUUACCUCUCUAUGGCAUCAUGUGCUCUUUGAUCAUCUGCCCAGAUAAUUUUAGAAAUACUGAAUACCUUUUAGAAAUCCAGAGGAGACGGAGCCUUUUCAGCUCCUAAACUGUGGCAUGAGCUGCUGCUAAAGGUGAGGCAGGAACCAUCUCUUUCUGUUUUUAAAGCUCAUUUAAAACACUUUUUUCCUUUGGUUUAUAACCAGGAGUGAAGUAGCAUCUGUGUUUUAAUGUUGUAGUCUUUACUUGUAUUUCUGAUGCUUUGAUUCCUAUUUUUUUGUAGUUGUCUUUUUUAUUUUUUGUACAUGUCUGUCAGCUGCUGUAUUUUAUGUGCUUUAGAAAUAAAGUGGCAUUUAUUUUAUUGAUAGUAUUAAAAAUAUUUUUUGGACAAUAA
Molecule: messenger RNA, 4604 nt
Organism: Xiphophorus hellerii (green swordtail)
Lineage: Eukaryota; Metazoa; Chordata; Actinopteri; Cyprinodontiformes; Poeciliidae
Product: zinc finger protein 436-like
Exons: 2
Coding region: 867-2057 (396 amino acids)
Biological process (GO): regulation of transcription by RNA polymerase II
Cellular component (GO): nucleus
Molecular function (GO): DNA-binding transcription factor activity; RNA polymerase II cis-regulatory region sequence-specific DNA binding
Source: RefSeq, a predicted model, not a curated record